AUGGGAGGUAGCCGCGGCGGGCUGGCGGGGCAGCUGGGCGGGCUGCUGCGGGCGCAGCCCCGCGCCUCCCUCGGCCUCCCCAUGCUGCUGCUCGGCACCUACUUCUUCUACUGCCUGACGGGCUCCUGCGAGCCGCUGCCGCCCGCCGCCCCCGAGCGGCCCCAGGAGCAGGCGGCGGCCGCGGGCCGGGCGGGGCCGGGCAGCCGGCGCUUCCCGCAGGCCAUCAUCGUGGGGGUGAAGAAGGGGGGCACCCGGGCGCUGCUGGAGUUUCUGCGGGCGCACCCCGCCGUGCGCGCCCUGGGCGCCGAGCCCCACUUCUUCGACCGCGGCUACGAGAAGGGGCUGCGCUGGUACAGGAACCUGAUGCCGCGGACUCUAGAGGGCCAGAUCACAAUGGAGAAAACCCCGAGUUACUUUGUGACCAAGGAGGCCCCCAAACGUAUUUACAACAUGUCCAGGGACACCAAGCUGAUUGUGGUGGUGAGGAACCCAGUCACCAGGGCCAUCUCGGACUACACACAGACACUGUCCAAAAACCCCACCAUCCCCAGCUUCCAGGCGCUGGCCUUCAAGAACAUCAGUACAGGCCUCAUCGACACCACCUGGAGUGCGGUGCGGAUCGGCAUCUACGCCAAGCACCUGGACAACUGGCUACAGUACUUCCCCCUUUCAAAAUUCCUCUUUGUCAGUGGGGAAAGACUCGUGAGUGACCCGGCUGGGGAGAUGGGCCGAGUGCAAGACUUCUUGGGUCUCGAGAGAGUCGUGACGGACAAACACUUCUAUUUCAAUGAGACCAAGGGCUUCCCUUGCCUGAAGAAGCCGGAAGGAAGCAGCCGACCCCGCUGUUUGGGAAAGUCCAAAGGGCGGCCUCAUCCAAAAAUCCACGGGCAGGUGAUCCAGCGCCUGCAGGAGUUUUAUAGACCAUUCAACAUGAAGUUCUAUCAGAUGACUGGGCAGGACUUUGGGUGGGACUGAGAUCUCACCAGGCCAUUCGCUUUCUACGCCACAGUGGGGAGAGGGCAACUAGUCCCCUUAGCAGACCUACACGGCCCUAAGCUCAUUGUGUACCAAGCUGCCCAGAGACUCUAGCAUAGGUGUGUCCAAGGCAAACUUUUGGAAGACACUUCCCAUGUUCUAAUUUAUAACGGACCUGUUCCUGGAGAGAAAUGUACACUUACUGAGUAGAGAGAAAUAUUUAAGAAAGAAAAACAAACAAACAAAACCCGCAACCCCAGAUCAGAUUAAAUAUUCUUCCAUAUGAAUUUCGCUAAUCUAUAUUAAUCAGAAUGGUUUUCAGAUGGUGUGGUGUGUGUGUUUGUGUGUGUGUGUGUGUGUGUGCGAGUAUGUGUGUGUGCGUGCAGUGACAAAGGUACUAAGAUUCACAGUAAAGCUUUGCAAAUCAGAGUUGGCCUCCUAAUGCUGUCCUUUCUCUGACCAUACUGAGAGCGCUGUAAUAUUCGCAAUCAGCCAUCCCCACCCUUUUAAUUAGCAGGGAGAGGGCCCCAGACUUCAGUGCUGUGUUCAGUUCUUGGAUGCCUUUCUUGCAAAGAUAACAACCGCAGCCAGGUUCGAAGCUGCUGUACAGCAAUGUAGGUCCAUUGCCUUCAGAGGAGCUAGGUUGAUUUACAUCAGCUGAGGCUCUGGCCUGGUAUAUUAAAAACACAAGUGACUUAUGAUAAUAACAUGUUAGGAGCCUGAUCUUGCUCCUCCCAUUGGAGUCAAUGGAAUUUUGACUUUAUUGGGGCCAGUAGCAUGCCCCAGUUAAAAAAAAAUCUUAUUUAUCUAUUACUUUUUAUGUGUGUAUGUGCGUGUGUGUGUGUGCUUCACUCCGUUGGGCCAGUGAAUUUUGGCCGAGCUCCUCAAAGGCACCUGAGGCCCUUCCACGUACCUUUGAGGACCUGGGCCUUUGUGUUUCUAGUCAAUUUCACUUUCCAGCUUUUGGGUCUAUGCCCAGCAAGUUUGGUUUUCAGUUUCCUAUGC
Gopherus evgoodei (Goodes thornscrub tortoise) is the source of this 1980-nucleotide messenger RNA. It is a transcript of the gene HS3ST6, whose product is annotated as heparan sulfate-glucosamine 3-sulfotransferase 6. NCBI's taxonomy places the organism in Eukaryota, Metazoa, Chordata, Testudines, Testudinidae. Gene Ontology annotation, molecular function: [heparan sulfate]-glucosamine 3-sulfotransferase activity. The coding region runs from base 1 to 975 and encodes 324 amino acids. The record is from RefSeq and is a predicted model, not a curated record. The transcript is spliced from 2 exons.